Messenger RNA from Pedinophyceae sp. YPF-701, 915 nucleotides. The record is from the annotation of a GenBank genome assembly. Lineage: Eukaryota; Viridiplantae; Chlorophyta; Pedinophyceae.
AUGCUCCAUGACACUGGCGCUGCGGAGGCCCCCGCGCGGCCCCAGGAGUCCAUCGGCGCGGACUACGGAGAGGGGUUCGUCGAGUUCCGCCCCUCGGGCGACUUCCAGCUCGACGUCGAGGAGCUCAACCGCCGCCUGCGCGUCAUGGGCGCCGAGCGCCUGCGGCACUCGAUGCACCCCCACGAGGCCUACGGCGUGAUCGUCGACUGGGAGGACGUCAUCGUCGACCGGCGCACCAUCCAGCGCGCCACGUGGGCCCGCCUCGCCGACAGCCUCGGGAAGAAGCUCCCCGCCAUCGAGCGCCCCAUUUACGACAUCCCGGUCGAGCGCGCUCUCACUGAUGUGCUCAUGUGGACCAAGGACUGGGCCGAGGCGCGCUCGUGGGCGUUCGAGUUCGCGCACCUCUACAGCGAGGCGCUCCUCGCCGCGGCCGAGCCGCGCCCGGGCGUCGUGGAGUGGCUGCGGAACCUAGCGAAGAACAACGUCGGCGUGGCGGUGGUCUCGCAGCUGGACCGGCACACGCUCGUCGGGUGCCUGAACCGCAUGGGGCUCGAGGAGAUGGUGCGGAGCGUCGUCGCGGAGGAGGACGGCGCGGACACGUGGGCGCACCGGUACCUGGCUGCGUCGGUGAAGCUGUCGCGCCCGCCGUCGGGCUGCGUGGUGUUCAGCGGGGACCCGCUGGGGAUCGCCGCGGCGCACAACUGCACGAUGAAGGCCGUCGGCGUCGCGGGCGGGCACGCGCACCGGCAGGACCUGCUGCAGGCCGACGUGACGACCACGGACCUCUCGACGCUGACCGUCUUCAACUUGCGGCGGCUCUUCUCGGAGCAGGGCAGCGAGUUCAUGGACCCCAAGGUCGAGUUCAGCGAAGACAAGCCCGUCGCGAAGUCCGCGAUCGGCACCCUGGACGUCUGA